AUGGGGGGAGGGAGAAUUAUUGCUGUCUCCAGCCCUGAUGGCCAAUUUGUCUCCCAGUUUCAGCGGGGCGUUCACGGGGCACAUCCAAUGUCAGAGCACGGGCUGUUGUCGAAGGGUCGGUCCUCUGCCCUAAAAGGCAACUGCGAUUCCCAGAAAGAGCGGCUCGCGCUGCCUACCGAAAGAUUUUACCGAAACUGGGAAACAGACCUUUUUCUGAAGCGCAGCCCCACAGAAUUCACGCCCCGAAGAGCUGGUAACAGCAAUGGCUGUGCCUUUGUGAGCUUUCUGGUGAAGAGCCCACUAAUUCUCCUUGAGGGCUCCUUGGUACCAUAUGGCUGCUCAGAGGAAAAUUCCUGCAAACUUGCAUCUGAUGACUCUUUCUUUGCUCAAGCUAAGGCAUCAGAAAGCAACAUUGACUUCCAAAAAAAUCUCGUAAGCAUGGAUGGCAAGAAUCAACCUUCUCAGCAAAUGCACAGUAGUAAGGAGUCAAAUGCAGCAGCAAACAAAUUGAAUGAUAUUCCAGAAGAACCGCAAAAGGUCAAAAACCACCUUGGGGAUGGAGCAGCAGAAAAUAUAAUGGAGAGGAUAGAAAUGGCAGAGAAAAAGAAGGAAAAACAAAGUAAUGAUGUAGACAGAGCAAGCCAUAAAGAGAAAUCAGAAAACAAUGAAAAACUAGCUGUGAAAAAAGAAGAAACAACUUUAGAGACUGGCAAUCAGUUAAUACUGACACCUCUGUCUCAUAUUCCUCUGAAAAGCCUAAUGGACAUAGAAAUGGAGUUGGUCUACACUGAUGAGGAGGACAUUUCCUUUGAGUUUGCUGAGCCUGUGGAGUCUACAAGGACACAAUCAGCGUGUCAUGAUUCUGAAAAAGCAGCAGCUCUGAGCACACCUAAUGGCAAUGCUUUGCCCCAGAUCGACAAACAGCUUCAGAUGACCCUCCAGGAAGCCAGCACUUGCUACAGGCGGAACAACUAUGCAGCAGCAGCAGAGCAGCUCUCAACAGCACUGAAGCUUUGCAGUAAAGGUUCUGCUAUAGACAAUACCUUUGUGUCAUCUCCAGAAGAUAUUUCCAGUAUCGCCAGUUUUAUUGAGACAAAGCUUGUAACCUGCUACUUAAAACUGAGGAAGCCUGAUGAUGCUCUGAAUCAUUCACACAGGAGCAUUAUUCUGAACCCAGCUUAUUUCCGAAAUCACCUGCGCCAAGCUGUUGUCUUCAGGUGCUUGGAGCGAUACUCUGAAGCUGCAAGGUACUCUG
Molecule: messenger RNA, 1255 nt
Organism: Phaethon lepturus (White-tailed tropicbird)
Lineage: Eukaryota; Metazoa; Chordata; Aves; Phaethontiformes; Phaethontidae
Product: spermatogenesis-associated protein 16-like
Exons: 6
Biological process (GO): spermatogenesis
Cellular component (GO): Golgi apparatus
Molecular function (GO): protein binding
Source: RefSeq, a predicted model, not a curated record